Messenger RNA from Anthonomus grandis grandis, 837 nucleotides. Its product is annotated as eukaryotic translation elongation factor 1 epsilon-1-like. The record is from RefSeq and is a predicted model, not a curated record. Lineage: Eukaryota; Metazoa; Arthropoda; Insecta; Coleoptera; Curculionidae. Gene Ontology annotation, biological process: positive regulation of DNA damage response, signal transduction by p53 class mediator. The coding region runs from base 257 to 778 and encodes 173 amino acids. The transcript has 4 exons. Gene Ontology annotation, cellular component: nucleus; cytoplasm; aminoacyl-tRNA synthetase multienzyme complex.
AAUUAGAAGUAGAACAGAUAUAAAGUGCUUCGUUUGACCUCUCAUAUGAGUACUUAAAGAUAAAUUUUCUUCCCAUAAAGAAAUUCAAAUUUGGCGCCGGCAUGGCCACACCUACUCUCAAACCUGAUUGGUCAAUUGUCAUUUAGACGUAAUUCCUAACCUAAAAAAUUUGUUUGAGUAGAGUAGGACACUAAAAACAUACUCUAUUUAUUAUAAUUUUCCCAUACUAUACCAAUAAAACUAAUUAAAUUUAAAUAUGACCCAUAUUUCGCAAUGUUUUAACAGUAUCGCCCAAUAUCUCAACACUCCCGUUGGCAAAAUAACCAAGCAAGAGCAAUUGUAUGUAAGAACAAACCGAGACCAUACUGUGGCAGGCACUAUUAAUAUUAUAUUUACGUUAUUAAAAGAGUCAAAAUCAACUUUAGGGGGAAAGGAUCCUAUAGAGGAGGCCCUUAUUCAUCAGUGGCUCGACUACGCUCUUGUUUAUGGAGUUAACGCUAAUAAUAAUCAAAGUGUUCAAUCAGUUUUACAGCAACUCGAUGGGAUAUUGGCUACAAAAACCUAUUUGGUGGGCAACAGGCUUACUAUAGCAGAUGCAUUUCUCUAUUAUGUACUUUUAAAUAUUAUGACAAAUUUGACGUACCUAGAGAAAGAAAAAUACAUAAAUGUAUCCAGAUGGUUUGACAAUAUUCAACAGGACGCACAACUGAGACAAAAAAACAGUUUGGUCAAUUUCAGUACCAUUUAUUUGGCUAAUUUAGUGCCAGUGCGCCAUUAAAAGUUCAUUAUACUUAACUAUUUAUUUUCUAUUUAAUAAAUAUACAAUUUUUACACUCA